This is a messenger RNA of Cryptomeria japonica (Japanese cedar), 1159 nucleotides long. RefSeq names its product codeine O-demethylase-like. The transcript has 4 exons. The record is from RefSeq and is a predicted model, not a curated record. Bases 26 to 1141 code for a protein of 371 amino acids. Lineage: Eukaryota; Viridiplantae; Streptophyta; Pinopsida; Cupressales; Cupressaceae.
UGGGAGGCAAAUUAGCAUUAAAGAAAUGGCUUCUUCUGUAGACCAUGCCACUGAAUCUUUCAGUAGUCCAAACUGGGGUACCCAUUUUGUUGCUGUGGAGAGUGUGCAAGAGCUUGCACUAAACAAACCCAAUGACAUUCCCCAGAGAUACAUCAGAUCAGAAGAAGAAAGGCCAUCUUCAAAACCACUCCCUUCUCUCUUGACAGUUCCUGUUGUUGACAUGGAAAAGCUACUCUUGCCCUCUAACAACCAUGAAAGACAGAAGGAGAUGAGCAUUCUUUCUAAGGCCUGCAGAGAGUGGGGCUUCUUUCAGGUUGUGAACCAUGGAAUCCCGCAUUCUUUGAUAGAUCGCAUCAGAGGAGUGGCUAAUGAGUUCUUUAGUCUUUCCUUAGAUGAGAAGAAAAAGUAUACUCCGCAAGCAGGAGAUCCUCAAGGCUAUGGUAAUAUGUUUGUAGUUGAUGAAGAUCAGAAGUUGGACUGGGGUGACUUGAUUGCUUUGGCUCUUAUGCCUAAGAAACUUGUCAACUUAGCUCUGUGGCCAACCACACCAGCAGAUUACAGAAAUACAUUACAGAGUUACACCACUCAAAUGGAAAGGGUGGUUGAUAUGAUCCUUAGUCUAUUUGCUGAAAACUUACAAUUAGAGAGUGAUUAUUUCAAAGAAAAUUUUGGAGAAGAUCCAAUGAUGACAAUAAGAAUGAAUUUGUAUCCACCUUGCCCUAGGCCCGAUCUAGUGUUGGGGUUAAGCCCUCAUUCAGAUGGGGGUGUCAUAACACUUUUGCUUCAAGAUGACCAAACAGAAGGACUUCAAGUUCGCAAGAACAAUGAAUGGAUUCCUAUUCAACCCAUUCCUUAUGCACUUGUUGUUAAUAUUGGUGACCUAAUGGAGGUGAUGACAAAUGGAAUCUACAAGAGUAUAGAGCAUCGAGCCGUGACAAACAAGGAGAGGACAAGAUUAUCUAUUGCUAUGUUUUAUUAUGCAGGCAUAGAUGAUGAAGUCGCUCCUACAAGAAAAGUCAUCAAUGAAGAACACCCCUCCUUAUAUAGGAAGUUCAAACACCAAGAAUAUAUUCAAUAUUACAUGAAUAAACAACUCAAUGGAAAAAAAUCAUUAGCUAACUUUGCCAAAAUAUGUGAAUAGGAUUCAAGAUCACUAUUC